Messenger RNA from Cryptomeria japonica (Japanese cedar), 1300 nucleotides. RefSeq lists its product as uncharacterized. The coding region runs from base 66 to 1040 and encodes 324 amino acids. The record is from RefSeq and is a predicted model, not a curated record. The transcript has a single exon. NCBI's taxonomy places the organism in Eukaryota, Viridiplantae, Streptophyta, Pinopsida, Cupressales, Cupressaceae.
AAUCCGCCUUAUUACCCGUUUUUCAUUUUUGAUCGCCUUGUUAAAAUUUGUGAGUUCUGAUUGAAAUGGGUACCUUUGUAGGCCAUGUUUUACCAGGCUUAGGGUUUAUGCUAAUUGGCCUCUGGCAUCUCUUAAAUACUGUAAGAAAUUAUGCCCAAUCUCCAUGGGAAUUUCAAACCAGGCCCUGGUUUCCCGCUAAAUUUAGAGGCAGAGUAGUAAAGCAUAUAGAGCUGCUUGCUAUUUUAGUUGGAUCAUGCCUUUCAAUUUCUGCAGAGCUUUUUAUCGGCCCAGAGAGACACCAGCCUCUGGCAGAUGACUGGACUAUUCCUCCCGAGCACCUCAACAAUUUCGAGCACUCUUCUAUUUCACUGUUUUUCCUCAUCUAUGCAGCCGUGGCAAUCUACGUGGACAGGCAUGAGAUCCACGUGCCACACGGGAUGCUCCACGUGGUUGCCGCGCUGGCGUUCAGCCAGGAGUUAUUGCUGUUCCAUCUGCACUCCGCUGAUCACAUGGGGGCUGAGGGACAAUACCAUUGGCUGCUACAGCUUAUAGUUCUCGUUAGCCUGGCCUCCACUAUUUUAGAGGUACCUUUUCCCAAGAGCUUUUUAGUGGCCACGGUGAGGUCGAUGUCUAUAUUAUUUCAGGGAAUAUGGUUUGUACACAUGGGAUUCAUGCUGUGGAUUCCUAUGUUUGUUCCGAAAGGGUGUAAAAUGAACGCAGAGCACGGUCAUAUGGUGGUGAGGUGCGCUGAGCAGGGGGCUAACUCAAGGGCCAAGGCUCUGGCCAAUCUGCAGUUCAAUUGGUACUUGGCCUCUCUCCUGAUCUUUACCGUAAUCCUGUAUGUUAAAAUUAUGCAGUAUUAUGGCCCGGAAAAAUCAGUUUCUUAUAUUCCAGUAGAAGUUAAGGGGGAUGAAAAAGACGUAGAGAUUGGGAACGCCGCCAAAUUUAGCAGGCCUGGACACAGGCGGUCACCUGACGGGUCACAGAGCGACAUGGAUGUGGAGAUGGAGAGUAUGCAGCCCCUAAAUCUAGAAAGAUAAAAAUAAAACACAAAUCUUAUACUUUUUACUCUUUUUAUAUAUAUUAUUUUUAAAAAAAUUAGUGCGUCUGUAACUAUAGAGUCAUAACAUGGUCUUUACGGUGUGAAUAACCGCCCUGGAUGACUUGUGCUCAAGAUAGGGGCCAGUUAAUGUAAAUACUUCUCUUUGUCUCUGAAAAAUUUGUAGUUGCGCCUUCAAAUUUGAUGGGUGGAACAUUUGGAUGACAUAUAAAUUGUAUUGUUUUUAAGGCGGUGAAACAA